GAAUGGCUCGUCGACUACUAGGUGCUGACAGUGCAACUGUCUUUAAUAUUCAAGAGCCUGAAGAGGAAACGGCUAAUCAGGAGUACAAAAUCUCCAGCUGUGAACAGAGACUCAUCAGUGAAAUAGAGUACAGACUAGAAAGGUCUCCUGUGGACGAAUCAGGUGACGAAGUUCAGUAUGGGGAUGUGCCUGUGGAAAAUGGAGUGGCACCGUUCUUUGAGAUGAAGUUGAAACAUUACAAGAUCUUUGAGGGAAUGCCUGUGACUUUCGCAUGUAGAGUGGCUGGAAAUCCAAAGCCAAAGGAGUACAAAAUCUCCAGCUGUGAACAGAGACUCAUCAGUGAAAUAGAGUACAGACUAGAAAGGUCUCCUGUGGACGAAUCAGGUGACGAAGUUCAGUAUGGGGAUGUGCCUGUGGAAAAUGGAGUGGCACCGUUCUUUGAGAUGAAGUUGAAACAUUACAAGAUCUUUGAGGGAAUGCCUGUGACUUUCGCAUGUAGAGUGGCUGGAAAUCCAAAGCCAAAGGGCCGCAUCAGUUGUACUGGACGGCUGAUGGUACAGGCUGUCAACCAAAGAGGUCGCAGUCCCCGCUCUCCCUCAGGCCAUCCUCAUGGCCGCAUCAGUUGUACUGGACGGCUGAUGGUACAGGCUGUCAACCAAAGAGGUCGCAGUCCCCGCUCUCCCUCAGGCCAUCCUCAUGUGAGAAGGCCUCGUUCUAGAUCAAGGGACAGUGGCGAUGAAAACGAACCCAUUCAAGAGCGAUUCUUCAGGCCUCACUUCUUGCAGGCUCCUGGGGAUCUGACUGUUCAGGAAGGAAAACUCUGCAGAAUGGAUUGCAAAGUCAGUGGGUUACCAACCCCAGAUCUAAGCUGGCAACUAGAUGGAAAGCCAAUACGCCCCGACAGUGCUCACAAGAUGCUCGUGCGUGAGAACGGGGUGCACUCUCUGAUCAUAGAGCCAGUCACGUCACGAGAUGCCGGCAUCUACACGUGUAUAGCCACCAACCGAGCAGGACAGAACUCCUUCAGCCUGGAGCUUGUGGUUGCUGCUAAAGAAGCACACAAACCUCCUGUGUUUAUUGAGAAGCUGCAAAACACAGGAGUUGCUGACGGGUACCCCGUACGGCUAGAAUGCCGUGUUUCAGGAAUGCCACCGCCUCAGAUAUUUUGGAAGAAAGAAAAUGAAUCACUCACUCACAGUACUGACCGAGUGAGCAUGCACCAGGAUAAUCACGGCUACAUCUGCCUGCUCAUUCAGGGAGCCACGAAAGAAGACGCUGGGUGGUAUACGGUGUCAGCCAAGAAUGAGGCGGGGAUUGUGUCCUGUACUGCCAGGCUGGAUGUUUACACCCAGUGGCAUCAGCAGCCACAGAGCACCAAGCCAAAGAAAGUGCGGCCCUCAGCCAGUCGCUAUGCAGCACUUUCGGACCAGGGACUAGACAUCAAAGCAGCGUUCCAACCUGAAGCCAGCCCAUCUCACCUGACACUGAACACUGGCUUGGUAGAAAGUGAGGACCUGUAAUCCAACAUGCUUGUUACAGCUGAAACACUGAAACAGCCAUCGCCGUGACCAAUGUAGUCCUUUGUCACAUUAUGUAAAAGGCAGAAACAUACCUUUGACUGUCAGAAAUAAAAAACAACACCAAAAUAAUAUUUUUCUUACUUGAUAUACCAAACUUAGAGUUGAAGUAGUUGAUGCUAAUAGAAAUGUACACAUUACACAGAAAAUUCACAUUUAUUGUCCAAUUUAAAACUUUUGGAAAUGCUGUGAUUUAAAGUGGCCUGAAAUGCCAAAACGCUAAAGGAAAUCAGUUGUUCAAAGGUAACCACAAUUGGUACUAUCUACAGCUGCCUUUAAACACAAGCUAUAGGUACUACAUAGCAUGAUAGUGUGAAAUGUUGAACAUGAGGCAAUUGUACCGCAAAUAAUGCUACAGUGACUAAAUGCAUGCAUUCAGUUACAGUGAACCAAGUGCAAUAUGUAAGGAUGAAAAAGGAAGAGGAACUGACAAAGAAAUCCAAGCAAAUGCCUUGUCUUUUGCAAACUGUUUUAUAUUAAAUCAUAAUGAAGAAACUACUUGCCUUAAAUUUUACUAUCAAGAGUUUUCUAACAAGGUUAAUACCUUAGUUCUUAACCUCUUUUUCUUUAUAUGUGUAGUAUUCUCUUUUCAUGCUACCUUGGUAGGAAGCUUAUUUACAAACCAUAUUAAAAGGCUAAUUUAAAUAUAAAUAAUAUAAAGUAUUCUGAAUAAAGCAGAAAUAUAUUACAGUUCAUUCCACAAAAGGCAUCCAACCAUCCAAAUGACCAAGGCAUACAGUAUUUGGAGGAAACGGGUUUGGAAGGAGUAGGGAAGAGAAUGAAGGAAAAUGCCACUAGCACAAUUAUAUUGUAUUCAUUUAGAUAACAGUAGAAGGGCCAGAGAGGUGGUGAGGGCCAGGCUUUUCUUUGGUUUUCUUCAAAAUUGAUCUUAACAUAUAGGGGAAAAAACACUGCCAUUCACAAGUCAAGCAAUCUAGGGUCAGCUGGAAACUUGGAGCACGUGUGCUAUGGAGAUUUCAGUGUCUGAAGUUUGUGUAGUAGUUGAAGAUUUUAGAUGUGUUGAGCAAGUUGAAAAUGGAUUGAGACUGCAAGAGUGGCACAAGUGAGAAAUUGCCUGUAGGAUCUAGUCUAUUGAGGACAAUGGGGACUUGAGGAAAGACAAAAACAGGUUUGUGCCGUAAUUAUUUUUUUCAGUGGCACCAAGAUACAGUGAAUGGAAAUUAUUAGCUCACUUCCCUGCUGUCAUGAAACCUUGCCUUAGGAAGGUGCGGGGUUCCAGUAGUUUGUAAAGGCAUCUCAGCAAAGACUGCUUUUUGAAUGCAUAUGAUCCUGCAUCAGCUAGACUGAGUUGAUUCUGACCAGACUUGAUGGUUUUAAGUCGGAACCAAUAAAUUUUAAAAAGGAGAAAAAAUGAAUUGGCCUAAUAAUAAAACAUGAGGCUUAAUGGUACUUUGCUAUUAAAAGAAAACACUGUAUUCCUUAUGCAAAACACAUGUAUCUUUCACUAUUUAUAAUAAAAGUGUUGAACUCUCUUAGCUCAGUUACUCAAUUCAUAAGUAGUAUUUUUUUAAAUAAUUUUAUAUCUGUGUACCACCCCAUAUAUUUCAUAGUACUGCUUCACAUGUACAGCUUUCUACUUCUUUGUAAGAACACCAACCAACCAAGUUUUAAAUGAUUAACAGGCUUGCGCACCGGGUGGCAGAUGUUCUACACAGUGUGGUACAAGUUUCUUUGACCGCCUUACAUGCAUUGCUAAUAUGGGAUGUAAGAUACCAUGCAAAGUCUCUCAUGGACCUUCUGUAUUGUAGAAUUAUGACUUAUGUCAUACCUUACUUGCCAAAUUUUUCUGAAUGUGACUUCUUUUGCUAAUUUGCUGGGUUUGGGAUUAACUAGCAUUAUUUUGCCACCUUUUAUGUUGUAUUUAUACAAAAAAAAUACUAUCAUACUACUUUGGAUUGUUGUGCUGGUGUAAUGUGGAUUUAACAUCAAUAAAUAUUUAACAAAUAAUAGUUGCAAUUUUGUGAA
This is a messenger RNA of Galeopterus variegatus (Sunda flying lemur), 3563 nucleotides long. RefSeq names its product palladin, cytoskeletal associated protein (gene PALLD). NCBI's taxonomy places the organism in Eukaryota, Metazoa, Chordata, Mammalia, Dermoptera, Cynocephalidae. The record is from RefSeq and is a predicted model, not a curated record. The transcript is spliced from 10 exons. The coding region runs from base 3 to 1520 and encodes 505 amino acids.